This is a messenger RNA of Aegilops tauschii subsp. strangulata, 1854 nucleotides long. The record is from RefSeq and is a predicted model, not a curated record. NCBI's taxonomy places the organism in Eukaryota, Viridiplantae, Streptophyta, Magnoliopsida, Poales, Poaceae.
AUGCCUAAUGGUGAGAUAACUGAGUAUUUAUCUGCAGACGGUGUUGAUGGAAAGAGCCUCACUUUGAACAGCAUAAUGGAAUCUCGUAUUGUGGGGCGAGCUCAAGAAAAACAACAUAUAAUUGAACUGAUAUCUCAUCAAGCAACUGAAAAGUUUCAGGUGAUCUCCAUUUGGGGAAUGGGUGGCCUUGGGAAAACCACUCUAGUGGAAGAUAUCUACCAAAGCAAAGAACUCAGUGACAAGUUUGAGGAGCGUGCUUGUGCCACAAUUUUGCGCCCUUUCAGUCUUGUAGAGCUUCUUAGGAGCUUAGCUAUGCAACUUUACACAGAAACAUCUGAAAUAAAGCCUGUGGUGGCAAUACUGGUACGAAAAAAGAGAUGCCUUAUUGUUCUUGAUGAUGUAUCAUCUACUGCAGAAUGGGAUCAGCUAAUACAACUAGAUAGUUUCCUUAUGAUGGAAAAUACAAGCCGAAUCAUUGUCACAACAAGGGAGAAGAUUAUUGCUCUACAUUGUUCAGAGAAGAAACAAGAAAAUAUAUACAAGCUUAAUGAUCUACCAUACAAGUAUGCACGUGAGCUCUUCACUAAAAAGGUAUUUAAUGAGAUUAUAGAUUUGGAUAAGCAAUAUCCACAGCUAGUUGAGCCAACCAAAUUGAUCCUGAAGAAGUGUGGCCGACUGCCGCUUGCAGUAGUCACCAUAGGUGGCUUUUUGGCAAAACAGCCAAAAACUUCUCUCGAGUGGAGGAAAUUUUAUAAUCAUAUCAGUGCCGAGAUGGAGAUGAAUCCAAAGCUUACAACCAUAAGAACCGUCCUUAUGAAAAGCUUUGAUGGUCUACCGUACCACCUCAAGUCUUGUUUCCUGUAUACAUCUAUCUUUUCUGAAGACCGUAAGCUUGAACGGAGACGCUUGGUGCUUCGGUGGACUGCGGAGGGGUACUCAAAGGAGGUGCGUGAUAAGUCGGCAGAGGAAGUAUCAGAUGGCUACUUCAUGGAACUUAUAGGCACGAGCAUGAUACUGCCAUCUCAAAAAUCAUUUCACAGUAUAAAAGGAAUUGAUUCCUGCCAAGUCCAUGAUCUCAUUCGUGAGAUAAGCAUCUCAAAGUCUGUGGAAGAAAACCUUGUAUUGAGGCUGGACAAAGGUUGUAAGCUGAAUAGCCAGCAGGGCAGUGCACGCCAUCUUGCUAUAAACGGCAAUUGGGAAGGAGAGCAAAGUGAUUUUGAGAGGAUGGUGGAUAUACCCCGUGUACGGUCAGUAACUGUUUUUGGGAAGUGGAGGCCAUUCUUCAUGUCGGUGAAGAUGAGGAUGCUACGAGUUGUGGACUUGGAAGACACGACAGGUCUUGUCGAUCAUCACAUUAAACAUAUUGGGAAGCUUCUUCACCUAAUAUACUUAUCUCUGAGAGGAUGUAAAGAUAUUUAUCACCUGCCAGAUUCAAUUGGUAACCUGAUACAACUCCAGACACUGGAUAUCAGAGGUACAUCCAUAGUGAUACUGCCGAGAAGCAUCGUCAAGCUUCGGAAGCUGCAAUAUCUUGGUUGCAGUAACAAGCUAAUUAGUUCACAGCGUUAUUUGGAGGCAUGCAUGUUUUUUUGUAUUGGACGUUGCAUACCUUGUGAAGGAAUGGAAAAACAUGACUCCAACCAGCGUGAUGUAUGCACCUUCACAUGCUGCGCGGCAAUCCCUGUUCUGAUGAGUGGGUAUGGCAAUGGUGGUGGCAUGAGGGUGCCAAGAGGGAUCAGGACGAUGAAUGCCCUGCAUACGUUACAGGGCGUGGACCUCCUCGCAUCCGGAGGCAUUGCUUUUCUGCGGAACAUCAAAGGACUCAUGGGGCUGCGUAAGCUUUUUUUUUUUUGA